AAACCAAAAUCUCUUCUUUAAUCGUACGGAUAGAUCUCUAAUUCUUCUCUCCAAGCUUAAGAUCUUCAUCUUUCUCGAUCUGGGAUUAUUACGUUUUCAUCGGUUCGUUUGAACAUAAUCUUCAAGUUUUCAUUCUUAAAUGCUCAUCUCGAACUCUGGGGUCUCUAGUUUUGGAAAAUUAGUGAGCCUCCAGAGAUUGAAAGAAGGAAACUUUGUUUGUACCCUAGAAAAAAAAAUGGCAUCCGUGAGCAUACCUCCUCCUAUUAUAGACUCUACUAGUGGUGUUGAUAAAUUGCCUGAAGAAAUGAACGACAUGAAGAUUAGAGACGAUAAAGAGAUGGAAGCGACAGUUGUUGAUGGUAAUAGUACUGAGACUGGCCACAUUAUAGUCACUACCAUCGGUGGUAGAAACGGCCAACCUAAACAGACGAUUAGCUACAUGGCCGAACGUGUUGUUGGUCAUGGAUCUUUUGGCGUUGUCUUCCAGGCGAAAUGCCUUGAGACAGGAGAAACCGUUGCGAUUAAAAAAGUUUUACAAGAUCGGAGGUACAAGAACCGUGAGCUUCAAACCAUGAGGCUACUUGACCAUCCAAAUGUUGUCUCUCUGAAACAUUGCUUCUUCUCAACCACUGAGAAAGACGAGCUUUACCUCAACUUGGUUCUUGAAUACGUCCCUGAAACUGUUCACCGUGUUAUCAAACACUACAACAAACUUAACCAGCGUAUGCCUAUCAUAUACGUCAAACUCUACACCUAUCAGAUCUUUAGGGCAUUAUCUUACAUUCACCGUUGUAUUGGUGUGUGUCAUCGUGACAUCAAACCUCAAAACUUGUUGGUAAAUCCACACACGCAUCAAGUAAAGCUAUGUGAUUUUGGAAGUGCAAAAGUAUUGGUAAAAGGGGAACCAAACAUCUCCUACAUUUGCUCAAGGUAUUACAGAGCACCUGAACUUAUUUUUGGAGCAACCGAGUAUACAACAGCCAUUGAUGUUUGGUCUGCAGGAUGUGUACUUGCUGAGCUCUUGCUUGGACAGCCAUUGUUCCCUGGUGAGAGUGGUGUUGAUCAACUUGUAGAGAUUAUCAAGGUUUUGGGAACGCCUACUAGGGAGGAAAUCAAGUGCAUGAACCCAAACUACACGGAGUUCAAGUUCCCUCAGAUUAAAGCUCAUCCAUGGCACAAGAUUUUCCACAAACGCAUGCCUCCGGAGGCUGUUGAUUUGGUAUCAAGGCUUCUUCAAUACUCUCCCAAUCUGCGGUCUGCUGCUCUUGGCACAUUGGUCCACCCAUUCUUUGAUGAGCUAAGAGAUCCAAAUGCACGCCUGCCUAAUGGACGUUUCCUUCCACCACUGUUCAACUUCAAGCCUCACGAGCUGAAAGGUGUGGCAGUGGAGAUUGUAGCUAAGUUAGUACCUGAGCAUGCUAGGAAGCAGUGUCCUUGGCUCGGUUUGUAAUUUCCUUAAAAAAACCUUAAAUGUAGUAGCAAUCACAACAUUUGUAUAAUAUGCCUCUCUCUCUCUCGCUAUCUAUCUCUCUGUAAUCCACAAUCUGAUAUGUACCCUUUGUUUUGUUGUAUGAGUAGUAGGAAAAAAAAAGAAAGUUAUUAUGACUGUGGUUGGUCUACAGUGUACAAG
This is a messenger RNA of Eruca vesicaria subsp. sativa (arugula), 1630 nucleotides long. The record is from the annotation of a GenBank genome assembly. NCBI's taxonomy places the organism in Eukaryota, Viridiplantae, Streptophyta, Magnoliopsida, Brassicales, Brassicaceae.